Molecule: messenger RNA, 2545 nt
Organism: Sitophilus oryzae (rice weevil)
Lineage: Eukaryota; Metazoa; Arthropoda; Insecta; Coleoptera; Curculionidae
Source: RefSeq, a predicted model, not a curated record
AUAAAUGACAAUGAUGUUUAUUGUCAAUAAACUUCAAUAAAAUUGAAAAAUUAUAGGUGUGAAGACAGAAAAUAAUAAUGCUUGGUCAAGAAGAACCCGCCGAACCAAAACUUCACGAAUGGAAUAUAAUACCGAAAAAUAAAGGGCUACCAUGCAAGCUCGAAAGAUAUGUAUCCGAAAGAAGGCAGAAAAACAAAAAACUAUCUCCUAUAACGUGGACGGUCAGCGAUAUUUCGAAAGCGGGAUGCUUGUUGAAAACUCCGCCUCUCACAGUUUCGUUUGAGGAUGAGCAAGAAAUGAGGAGAGUGUACACGUUGAUUUAUGAUGUUUUUCGAUAUAAAAACGUGUUGAUGGAGGCUUUAAAUGACGCAUUGUUUUUCCAAACAUUUCCAAAGCUGGAAGAAACAAUUCCUCAUGUAUGGUUACUAUUCUACGACCUUUACCAUAGAAGUUUCAAGAAAAGGGAAACUUCGGUAGCACCUUUAGCAGGAAAACUAUUCGAUGCAGCAGGACUGUCGUUUGCAGAAAAUGCGCUAUGGACUCAAAAGGUUCGAUUAGCGGCCUCAGUGUCUAGACUUAGAAUAAAGUACAAUGCGUUAACGCUGAACGAACUUUUACCCUCGCAUUUAAAGGAUGAGAAAGUUACAGAACAUUCAAAAAAUAAUCCUGUUACUUGCUGGGUUAAUUGUAUGAAAGUAAGUAAUAUUUCCGAAUUGAUAGAGGACGUUGAAAAAACUUUAAAAUUAAAAAUCGUUACUAAUAUGGAAGAUCUUGUCAAGAAUACUUUUAAAUGGGACAGGCAUUGUCCGCAAAUAAUGACUUUUCACUCUUCUAUGAGAGAAUCAUUAGCCAGAAGUAAAUUUCUAAAAAGUCAUUUACUAAUAGCGCAGGACAAAUCGUUUUGUCGAGGUGCUGCCACAUUUGGAAAAAUUUUAUUUGAAAUGGAAUUAACUGGAAGUGUUAUUCAGACUCAUGUUAAUUCGCCGAGAACGACGGCUUAAAAACCAGAGUACGAAUGUUACUUCACUGAAUUAGGAGUCAAAAACAUUACUAUAUUUUCCGAUCGUCUUAUCGAUCUACCACCUGACGCAACUUACAUGGAAGAAGUGGUUGCCGUGUUCGCAACACCUCCAAAUAGUUAUUCAGCAGUAACAGAUCCAAUAGAUUUAGUCUGUAGUAGGGGUGGAGAUUUAUCCAUGUUAGAAAUAUUAACGGAAUCUGAAGAAACCAAAGAUGCUAAAGAACGAGUUAUUAGCAUUUUAGAAGAACAAAGAAGAACAUUGAGAUUUGCUAUGUCAAGACCUCAGAUCCAGUUUGUUUUAUACGAAACACAUUCUGAAUUAGAAAAAGAGAACGAGGAUAUGGUCAACAAUACCUUAAGGGACGUCAACAAAUUAGCCAAAUUACAACACGCCACGCUUCAAGGAAAAUUUUGCCUGUCGGAUUUUCAAGCCGAUGAAACAAUUUCAAUGGAAAUUAAAGAGAUAAACAACAACGAGAAGACUAUUUCAGAGAGUGGCGAUAAACCAAACCAAACCAAACGAACUUCCAUCGAUUCUGUAGCGUCCAAACUUACAGUUGAUUUUAAGGAAAGAUUGCUCGAUAAUCUUCAAAUUCCAGAUACGGAUAUUUUUAUCAAUCCAGAUUUGCCCAGCUUAUGUCCUAAUGAAAAUUCCUGCAUUAAUGUAAAGAAAGAAGGAUGCUAUUUAGCACUUAUACAAAGAAAAGAAAUUGUUCGUUUGGAUGACAAAUAUAUGAUUCAAAUGGCAGAAAAUAGGGGAUUGUUUGGUAGUAACACAACGACCACUACUACUAAGUCAAAAACGAGUAGGACGUCGAAGAAAAAACCGACUAAAGCUGACAGGAAACCAAAACAUAGAAAAAAAUUACUGGAUGCAGAAAAAAUAGAUGCAUUUGCACAAAUUGAUGAACUAUCUGAAAUGGAUGAUUCAGUAGAAAGUAUAGAAAUUCCAAGGAUAACUAAUUAUGAUGGAGGCAGACCUAUAUCGAAAAGUAUAUUAAACAGAUUAACUAGUGCAAAUUUAAGACAAUUUGUUUCACCUGAUUAUAAACAAGACGCAACGUUUAGCGUGCCAUCUCAGAGCUUUGGAUUUUUGAGAGCGACUUAUCAGGCCAAGGUUCUGAAUGUAGCUAAAUUAAAAGAGAAACAACCGCCACCGACUAUAAAUUCCGUGCAACCGUUAAGAAAAGUUGAAGAAAUUAAGAAACCUAAAGAAACGAGCAAGGAAUCGGUUACCAGUAGCACGAAAAGUAGAAAAAAGAAAAAGAAAUCAAAAAUUGUUCUGGAUAGACUUCGUUUACCUACCCUAAGCUUUAUGUUAAAAGCUAACAAUAAAGAGGAGAAUCAAUCAGAAGCAGACAGUGAUUCCGUUUUAAAGCAUACCUUAAGUCCAUGUGAACGUUUUAACAGAAGAAACCCGUCACAACAGAAUAAUCAAAAAUAAUAUUAUUGUUAAUUACCUAUUGAUUUCUUAGAUUUGUAGUAGACAUUUGUUUUUGCAUUCAAUAAAAUUAGGACCAUUUA